Molecule: messenger RNA, 1608 nt
Organism: Penicillium chermesinum
Lineage: Eukaryota; Fungi; Ascomycota; Eurotiomycetes; Eurotiales; Aspergillaceae
Product: putative DNA repair protein (Rad57)
Exons: 3
Coding region: 1-1608 (535 amino acids)
Biological process (GO): mitotic recombination; DNA recombinase assembly; DNA repair
Molecular function (GO): DNA strand exchange activity; ATP-dependent DNA damage sensor activity; ATP binding
Source: RefSeq, a predicted model, not a curated record
AUGUUGUGCCUGUUCAUCAUCCACAUCAAGAUCACCGUUGUCGAUCUCAUCACCCUCGACACGCUCGAGAUCGCGAAACGCGCCCAUGUGCCCCCGGCGGACGUGAGGCGGCUCGCCGCGAGUGUCGUCGAUGCCCUACACACCGAUUUGGGGGUCGAGAAAACGCCCAUAGACCCCUUGGAAGAUGAGCCUAGCUCCAGUAUCGAUCCCAGAGCAGUGUCGACUAGUUUCGGACCGUCCACGAGACUUCAGCCGAGAUGGAAUACUAUCAGCACUCUGGACUCCACCAUGGAUGGGCUUCUUGGAGGCGGGAUCCCCACAGGAUAUGUGACUGAGGUGACGGGCGAGAGUGGAAGCGGCAAGACCCAGUUCCUCCUCAACCUCCUCAUCAGCGUGCAGCUGGCAAAGCCACACGGACUGCGAAAGAACGCAAUAUACAUCUCAACCGAGCAUCCGCUGGCGACCAGCCGGCUUGCCCAGGUGCUAGAAUGCCAUCCGUACCUUUCUGCUCUCCCUGCAGGCCAGGCGCCCUCCCUCCAAAACAUACUGGCGAUCAACGCCAUGGACCUCGAAACGCAAGAGCAUAUCUUCAAUUAUCAGCUUCCAGUCGCGAUAAAGAGAUACAAUGUUGGCCUGGUUGUUGUGGACUCAAUUACAUCAAACUAUCGCGCUGAACGAACCAACUCCAACAUCUCUGCUCUGUCUCAUCGGUCCACAGAACUCGCUAAACUUGGCCAUAUGCUCCGCAAUCUUGCCGCAAAAGAAGACAUCGCCUUUGUGCUAGCCAACCAAGUAUCGGACCGGUUCGAUCGUAUUGAGACCGGCGAAGAUUGGGGCCCACGCCCCAAUAUUCCGCCUGCACUAAGCCAGAGUGCAGCUGCCCGGGACUCGGGUACAGCGUCCCCCCGCCCUCGCAAUAGAACGGAGAUCCUCGAACCUGCAACACAGUCACUACAAGAUGAGCCACCUUCAUCCCCCGCAUCGUCACAGUUCCCAGUCCCCGAAGACGACCAAUUCGACGGGACUUAUCUGCUCGGCAAUGCUGCGCGUAACGAAGCUAUGAGCUUAUUGCACCAGGAACGUUUCUUCACUGGUUGGGGUGACAGUCCUUGGUCUGCCACUUCGACCCUCAAGACGCCUGCUCUAGGCUUCUUUUGGUCCACACAGAUUGCAUGCCGAAUUGCUCUGAAAAGAGAACAGACGCGAAUUGCUAUCGCACCAUGGGGUGGUCGAUACCCCCUAUCCACUCCUAGAGAGCAGACGGAUAUCGGUCCGCAGGACACAGGAAAUGGGACAGAUCCGAGGCCCGGUUUCUUAUUGGCAAGUGAAAGCCAGACCGAGAACACAAAAGCUGAGCCAAAACCUCAGGUGCCUAUCCAGAGCGAGGAAGUGCCUGCUCUUCCCUCACCGCCAAUAACAGAAUCCCAAAAGCAUGCUGUUCUCUCGAAGUCUGAUUAUGUCACCAAACGGACCAUGAAAGUUGUCUUCGCUCCUUGGACUGCAGGUCCGAUGGAGUCGGACAAUGAAGACGAAGGAACGCCGAGACCCAGGGAAUCGUUGAGAGAAACGAAGUUUGAGAUAUGGAAGGGGGGUCUACGAAGUAUAUGA